This is a messenger RNA of Gregarina niphandrodes, 627 nucleotides long. RefSeq lists its product as hypothetical. The record is from RefSeq and is a predicted model, not a curated record. NCBI's taxonomy places the organism in Eukaryota, Apicomplexa, Conoidasida, Eugregarinorida, Gregarinidae. The transcript has a single exon. The coding region runs from base 1 to 627 and encodes 208 amino acids.
AUGCGCGCCUUCUCAUUCUUCCUGGUUGGCCUGCUAGCCUCUGCCAAACGUGACAGCCGCAAGACUGAAGGCCAUAGCAAGCUGGCCGAAGCCACUCCGUCGAGCGCGUUGCGGAAGAGCAAGCGUCAACCUCAGGCGGCCGAAAAGGGUGCGGCGCCGACCGAAAGAAGAAAGCUGCUGGCGGAAGAACCCAGACAGCUGCACGACGAAGAAGUCGUCAGUACGCCGCUCAAGACUCUGGUCCAGGCCAUCCGCGGAACUGAAGCAGACACGCCCAUGCUAGCUCAAGUCGUCGGCACUGUAGCAGACACAGGCCGAGGCCUCAUUGGCACAGCCAUCAACGGCAACCGACUCCUCCAGAACGACGCUCGUAGGGUCGUCGAAAACGCCGCUCUGCCACUGUACCAGUCCCUGGCCUCCGACGCCAAGGUGAUUCUGGGCACCGGGAAAACUCUGGUGGGCAGCGCCGCCGAAACCAUCGGCUACCGCACUCUCAAGCAGGACGCCAGGAAUAUUAUCGUUAACGCCGCCGACGUCGUGCGUCAAGGAGAACAGAACCUCGCUGGAACAUUCAAGAACUUCUUACCGCCAGUUAUUGUCGGCACAAUCGGAGAACCUGCCAGCUAA